AUGUUCAGCCAACCCAGGAUCACCAAGUUCGUCGACAGCCUGCGCAAAGUACCCGAGGGCGAAAGCAUAGAGCAGUUAAAGCUUAACGAUUACCUCCAGCCUUGGGGAUUUACCAUCUAUCGGACGUACUACGGACCCGGAUCUAAUGAGCAAUGGGACAAGCUGUUACAAAACAUUACCACUGGUGUCAAGAAUCGACUCAAAGCGAGUGGAGGAUCAAAUGAAGACCCUGCCAUGAUUGUCAAAGCGGAGGAACUCUUCAAACUGAUCGUGAUCCGAGGAGCUAGAUGGUGUAUAAAGGAUGUCUUCUACACCUUUAUUCCUUCUUCUACAACCCCGACACCUUUUCAAAAGUUUAUUAUCAAAAAUAUUUACUCUACCUGA
Alternaria infectoria is the source of this 384-nucleotide messenger RNA. RefSeq lists its product as uncharacterized. Bases 1 to 384 code for a protein of 127 amino acids. The record is from RefSeq and is a predicted model, not a curated record. The transcript has a single exon. Lineage: Eukaryota; Fungi; Ascomycota; Dothideomycetes; Pleosporales; Pleosporaceae.